CCUACGAAAUAUUAUAAAAAUAGUUCAAAAUUCAAGAAUGCAUCUCAUUGGCAAAUAAGAGAGCUUCUUCUUCUUCUUUUUUUUCCUUAGUUUUUUUUUUUUUUGCGUGGGCAUAUGAACGAAGAGAUGAGGGUUGCAGUGAUAGGAGGAGGAACAAGUACUGGAUUGGCGUCUGCUUAUGUUCUUGCAAGAGAAGGGCUCGGGGUAGUCUUGUACGAGGAAGAACACUGUCUCGGAGGCAAUGCCAACGACACGAUUCGCGUUGAUGGUGCUGACGUGGACCUCGGGCUCAUCCUCUUCAAUCCCGCAAUAUGUCCGAACAUGAUGGAGUUCUUCGAGGAUCUUGGACUGGACAUGGAGGUUUCAGACAUGUCUCUAUCAGUGAGCCUUGACAGUGGCGGAGGAACUGAAUGGGGAACCCUAAACGGCUUCUCGAGCUUGUUCGCUCAAAAGAGUAACGUUCUUAAUCCCUUUUUCUGGAAAAUGAUCAGAGAAAUCGCCAAGUUUAAGGAUGAUGCAUCGAUAUACGUCGACGAACGUGAGCGUGACCGUGAUCUCGAUCGAACCGAGACGUUGGGGCAAUUCCUCAGGUCCUAUGGCUACUCUGAGUUGUUCCAGAAAGCUUAUCUGGUACCGAUAUGUGGCUCGAUAUGGUCACGCCCAUCAGACGAUGUCUCGAGCUUCUCCGCCUUAUCCGUUCUUUCGUUCUUCCGGAACAAUCAUCUGCUUCAGAUCUUUGGAAGGCCGCAAUGGCUGACUGUCGCAGGACGUUCCCGAACAUAUGUUGCAAAGAUUAGGACAGAACUGGAACAACGAGGAUGCAAAAUCAGAACAAGGCGUGAAGUACAGUGGGUUACCACUUCUGUUAAUAAUGGCGUUACUAUAAGGAAUGGAGAUGGCUCGGAGGAAAUAUUCGAUCGAUGUUUAUUGGCUAUGAAUGCCCAAGAUGCUCUGAGGUUGCUUGGGGACCAAGCAACGUUUGAUGAAAGGAGAGUUCUUGGUGCUUUCCAAUACGUCCACAGCGAUAUCUAUCUCCACCGUGACACGGAUUUCAUGCCCCACAAGACAGCGGCAUGGAGCGCCUGCAAUUUCCUAGAAAGUACAGAACAUAAAGGUUCAAUAACGUACUGGCUGAAUAUACUUCAGAAUCUUGGAGAGAAACAAGAACCAUUCUUCGUGACACUGAAUCCUGAUCGUGUCCCGAAGAAGACGUUGCUCAAAUGGACUACUGCCCGCACCGUCCCGUCUGUUGCUGCUCUGACGGCUUCACAAGAUCUGGACAAGAUUCAAGGACAACAUGGAUUGUGGUUCUGUGAAUCGUGUCAGGGCUACGGAUUCCAUGAAGACGGGCUAAAGGCUGGUAUAGCUGCAGCGCGAAAUCUGCUCAGGAAAGAUAUCGGUAACCUGAAGAAUCCAAAAUGCAUGGUCCUGUCUCUAUCAGAAACAGGGGCUCGGCUUUUCGUGACCAGAUUCAUGGAACAGUUCAUCUCAACCGGGUCCAUUACAUUACUGGAAGAAGGAGGAACAAUGUUCAGGUUUGGCGGGAAACAUCCCAAAUGCAACUUGAGAUCUGUUCUGACGAUUCACAGUCCUCAGUUUUACUGGAAGGUCAUGACACGGGCGGAUUUAGGGCUCGCAGAUGCUUAUAUCAAUGGAGAUUUUUCGUUCGUCGAUAAAGACAAUGGGCUUUUGAAUAUGUUAAUGAUUCUCAUAGCUAACAGAGAUAUGAACUCACUGAAAUCGAAUCUUGCCAAGAAAAGGGGUUGGUGGACACCGAUGUUUCUGACAGCCGGGCUAGCUUCUGUAAAUUACUUCCUCAAGCAUGUCUCAAGACAGAACACCCUAACACAAGCUCGUAGGAACAUUUCUCGUCACUAUGAUUUGAGUAACGAGCUUUUUGCUAUGUUCUUGGACGAGACCAUGAUGUAUUCGGCUGCAUUAUUCAGUUCGGAAGACGAGGAUCUGAAAACUGCUCAGAUGAGGAAAAUAUCUCUCUUGAUCGAGAAGGCGAGAAUAGAGAAGAACCACGAGGUUUUGGAGAUCGGAUGUGGUUGGGGAACCUUAGCCAUAGAAGUUGUGAGAAGAACUGGUUGCAGAUACACCGGCAUUACCUUAUCGGUCGAACAACUUAAAUACGCCGAAGCAAAGGCCAGAGAAGCUGGGCUUCAGGAUCAGAUUACGUUUCAACUCUGCGAUUAUCGUCAACUCUCUGAUUCUCGUGUAUAUGACAGAAUCAUAUCUUGCGAGAUGUUAGAAGCAGUUGGGCAUGAAUUCAUGGAGACGUUCUUCAGAAGUUGUGAGGCUGCGCUUGCGGAGGAUGGUCUUCUUGUUAUGCAGUUCGCAUGGAUACCCGAUCAACGUUACGACGAGUACAGACUGAGUUCGGAUUUCAUAAAGGAGUACAUCUUCCAUGGCGGAUGCCUGCCAUCGCUUGCCAGAUUAACAUCAGCCAUGGCUUCUUCCUCAAGGCUAUACAUUCAACAAGUUGAGAACAUCGGCGUCCAUUACUACCAGACGAUAAGAUGCUGGCGAAAGAACUUCACAGAGAGGCGCAGAUCACUGCGCUGUGCAGACAAAUCAUGGAUCUCGGAUUCGACGAGAAAUUCAUCCGGACAUGGGAAUAUUAUUUCGACUACUGCUCAGCUGGUUUCAGGACUUUUACACUUGGAAACUACCAGAUGGUGUUCUCUCGUCUUGGAAGCACAUCUGCAUUCGGAGAUCCGUACAGGAGCUUCCCCUCCGCGUAUUGUUCCAGCCCAGAAACUGGAAACCAGAUGAACUCUGAACUUCUUUAGCAUCACCAAACCCAAAUGUUCUCUGAUUCUCUGUGUUUUUUUUCCUGGAAAAUUCGAUGUAUAAGAGCUUGGCUUUGUGCUCCAUGUACGAUCUUGUACAGUUUCCAUGUCUGCAUAAGAACAUAGCAUGACAGCCGGGCUAGUUUCGGUUGCUGGAAACCCAUGUUUGGUAAACUA
Tarenaya hassleriana is the source of this 2972-nucleotide messenger RNA. RefSeq lists its product as uncharacterized. Lineage: Eukaryota; Viridiplantae; Streptophyta; Magnoliopsida; Brassicales; Cleomaceae. The transcript has 21 exons. Gene Ontology annotation, molecular function: methyltransferase activity; oxidoreductase activity. The record is from RefSeq and is a predicted model, not a curated record. Bases 115 to 2778 code for a protein of 887 amino acids.